AUGGCUAUAGGCGACACAUUGCUUGCAAGAGCAGACAACACCUUGAAUGGCAUCUUCGCAGGAUGGAGUCUGUCGACUACGGUCAUUGCAUCUCUUCUCUUCGUCUUCUUGGCAUAUCCAUGGUUGACGUGGAAGGAUCCAGAUACUCACCCAUUUCUGCUUGCCAGACAAGCUACCGCAUCUCCGAUUAGGCACCCUGGUGAAUCUGCUGUGUACAGAUCUAUCGAGGUUCCAUAUGGCUAUCCGCUGCGUUCCGGUCUGAAUGUCAAGGAUCCUGGGGCCCCGAAAUGGAGCUCAGGCCGAAAUGGAGACUUAAGGGAUAUCUGGAUCCAGGCUGUCAGAGGACCAUUGAAGGACGAUGGCUCCGCCGCCGGUCCGAAAGGAAAGCUCUUGACUGUGCUUGGAAGAGAAAAGAUUAUGGAACGUUCCCUUGAAAGUGUCACACUUGAGAUCAACAUUGUUGGAAGAUACAUUCAGCAGAUCGAAGGCAAGUAUGUUGCCAUCUGCCUCUCGAACUCGGUUGAGUUGCUUGCUAGCAUAUUUGCUUGUGCAUUUUAUGGUCUUCAACCACUUCUUAUUCCUUACGGAUCAUCAACGGAAGAAUUCACCCAGCGGCUACGAAAAGUUCAGCCAGAUAUUUUGAUUGCUGAAGCAGGCACUUUGGAGCUUGAGCCUGUACUGUCCAGCUGCAAGAACUUGUCACAGGUUAUCUGGGUGACCAAAGCUGGGAACAAGCAUAUGGACUUUGCCGAUACCCCUGAUGAUGUUCCAGGCAAGGUGAACAUCUCCACAUGGCACGAUUUGAUCGAAGAGAACAAAUCACCUGCAAGCUCAGAGCUGCCUUCAACCGAAAAGGGAUCAUCAAGUCCCAGUAAUAUUGUCGCUGCCGUCGCCGCCCUGAUCAACAGCCUCCCGCGAAACCAGAAAAUCAGCAGCGACGACGUCGUCCUCCCCAUCUCCCCAUUAACCUCCUCUUACACCCUUAUGCUAGCCUUCGCCUCGCUCUUCUCCCACGCCACCAUAGCCCUGAAUUCUGUAGCCGGCGAAACCGUCGACUUCGCCCUCGCCGCAUCCGCCAUCAACCCCACAAUCAUGGUGGCCUCCUCGCAAAGCACACUGAGAUACCAUGACAGGAUGAUGAAAACCCAAUUAGGGCCCCUCGCUAAGGUAUCCCAUUACUGGCAAAAAAAGACCCUGCUUAACGGAAACAUGCCCAAGACGCCUUCUUUCGCUCCUCCAGGCCAGCACAACUUCCUGUCAAAGCUGCGAUUGCUGUUCGUCUAUCAUCGUGCUGAAGAUCAGAAUUCCCCGCGCCUGUCCUCCACGGCGUUGAGGGAUCUCAAGAUCCUACUUGGAGCAAGGACGUGCUACGCCCUCACCACUUCGGGUGUUGCUGGUGCAAUUGCGCAGACGAACAUGCUUGAUUAUCGCCACACUUCGGAAGAAGGCGGUAGUCAUUUUGGGCCCCCCUUGAGCUGUGUCGAAGUGCUGCUGACGAAGGACGGUGAGGAGGGUGGUGAUGAUGAGGAGGAGAUGCUUGGUGGUGGUGAACCGCAGGGGAAGCUUGUGGUUAGAGGGCCGGCGAUCUGUGGUGGAGAGAGGAAAUUGGAUCUCGUUGGGAAGAUUGGGGCGGAUCAUACGUUGUCGUUGCUUUGA
Molecule: messenger RNA, 1656 nt
Organism: Endocarpon pusillum Z07020
Lineage: Eukaryota; Fungi; Ascomycota; Eurotiomycetes; Verrucariales; Verrucariaceae
Exons: 4
Coding region: 1-1656 (551 amino acids)
Cellular component (GO): endoplasmic reticulum; membrane
Molecular function (GO): long-chain fatty acid-CoA ligase activity
Source: RefSeq, a predicted model, not a curated record